CGGCCCAUCCGCUAUAGGCAAGGCCCAAUAAUUAAAUCUCAGCCGUUGAAUUAAUCAACGGCUCUAGAUCCUUCAUCUUCCUCUCCCCCAAAUACCCAAAACCCUUCCUCUGUUUUUAUUAACCAGAGAAACCCCAACUUUUUCAUAAACUCUCUCCAGAGAAAACUAUAAUGAGCUUGAGAGAAAUGAGCGAAACAAAACCCAAGAGAGAUUCUGAGUACGAAGGAUCAAACAUCAAGAGGAUGAGACUCGAUGAUGAUGAUGACGUUUUACGCUCACCGACGAGAACUCUUUCUUCUUCUUCCUCUUCUUCUCUGGCUUACUCGGUUUCAGAUUCCGGAGGUUUCUGCUCCGUCGCGUUAUCUGAAGAAGAAGACGAUCAUCUAAGCUCAAGCAUCAGCUCUGGUUGUUCCAGCAGCGAAACUAACGAAAUCGCUACUCGUCUUCCAUUUUCAGAUCUGGAGGCUCAUGAAAUCUCCGAAACCGAAAUCUCAACGUUACUCACCAACAAUUUCAGGAAACAGGGAAUUUCAUCAAGCGAGAAUCUGGGAGAAACAGCAGAAAUGGACUCGGCGACGACGGAGAUGAGAGAUCAGAGAAAGACGGAGAAGAAGAAGAAGAUGGAAAAAUCACCGACGCAGGCAGAGCUUGAUGACUUUUUCUCGGCGGCGGAGAGAUACGAACAGAAACGAUUCACAGAAAAGUGAGUCUUUUUUAGACCCACACACACGCGCAUGAUAGCAGAGAUCCUUAACUUGCAGUUGUUUAAAACAUGUAUAGGUACAACUACGACAUCGUCAAUGAUACGCCGCUUGAAGGUCGGUACCAGUGGGUUAGUCUGAAACCUUAGAAGCCAUGGAAGAACAAAAAAAAAAAGAAAAAGAAGAAGAGACAGUGCUAAAGUUACACGUCCUAGUACUGUGAUUUUUGUCACAGACAGAAGAAUUUUUAGAGACAUUUCAUUGUACAGUUUUUAUCUAAUUUUAAUUUCAUCAUUAUCUUCAUCUGUUCUUCGUACCAAGAGUUUUUUUUUUUAACUAGAAGUGUUAACAUAUAUUUGAGUUUAAUUCUCUCUGUCUCGGUGAUAUUGUUGGAUUGUUCAACAAAAAAAGUGGGGUUACAACAAUUAAAAAUUGGAAUUAUUGUGUCAGUAAAGUUUCACUAAUUUUUGUCAGUUUUGUUGUAGUGAAUUUGGUGUUGUGCACA
Arabidopsis thaliana (thale cress) is the source of this 1206-nucleotide messenger RNA. It is a transcript of the gene ICK5, whose product is annotated as Cyclin-dependent kinase inhibitor family protein. The transcript has 3 exons. The record is from RefSeq and is marked reviewed. NCBI's taxonomy places the organism in Eukaryota, Viridiplantae, Streptophyta, Magnoliopsida, Brassicales, Brassicaceae. Bases 171 to 707 code for a protein of 178 amino acids. Gene Ontology annotation, molecular function: cyclin-dependent protein serine/threonine kinase inhibitor activity. Gene Ontology annotation, biological process: regulation of cell cycle. Gene Ontology annotation, cellular component: nucleus; nucleoplasm.